UUUGAAAAUCGAUAGUUACCUGUGACCACUGAUGAUGUCCUUUUCUCCGUUCUUUUUCAUAUUUCUUUCAAUUUUUUCACUUUUCCUGAUGGUCGAUCACAGUAAUUCCCAUCUGAUCCCUCCGAAGAUCAGUGAUUCCAGCAAUUCGAACCCAACACAUUUGACUGAAAACCUUAUUGCUUGUGGAUCGUCCUUCUGUGAUCCUGAAUUCUGCGAGAAAUCAGCGAAUAAAGAAAAAAUCAUAUUUGAAUGCCAAAUGAAAGAACAAUAAAACGAAUCUUGU
Molecule: messenger RNA, 283 nt
Organism: Caenorhabditis elegans
Lineage: Eukaryota; Metazoa; Nematoda; Chromadorea; Rhabditida; Rhabditidae
Gene: K02D10.8
Exons: 3
Coding region: 32-271 (79 amino acids)
Source: RefSeq, marked reviewed